This is a messenger RNA of Lycium barbarum (goji berry), 2289 nucleotides long. RefSeq lists its product as uncharacterized. Lineage: Eukaryota; Viridiplantae; Streptophyta; Magnoliopsida; Solanales; Solanaceae. Bases 1 to 2289 code for a protein of 762 amino acids. The record is from RefSeq and is a predicted model, not a curated record. The transcript has 9 exons.
AUGAAGAGGAAAAAAGUCGUACAACAUGAAGCAGGAGAAGAGGAAGAGUUUGACCCAGUGAUGAAGCAGGAUGUUAAAUUCUUUGUCCAAUAUCCUCCCAAUCAUGCAAUACGAUAUGCUUCUUACAUGAACCCGAAUGUUAAAAAAGAAUUGAAGGACAAGCUUACGGAUAGACAGUUUGAACUCUUUUUCGAGACUAUAUUUGGGAAAUACCUCGACAUGCACCGUUGUGAAGUUCAACCACAGAUGUUCAGGUGUUUUAUGGUUAGAGAGCUGAAAAAAAGUACCCCUACUGCCUUUGUUAUUGAUGUUAAUGGUUUCAAAUUGACGUUCCAGCUUUUCGAUUUUGCAUUAAUGACUGGGUUGAAGUGUUUUGGGGAGGAAAUUGUUCUUAAGUCUAAGAAAAACAGACUGUUGGAUACAUAUUUCGGGGGUUCCAUCAAAGGUGUGAAAAAGGCUGAAUUGGUUGAAUGCUUUAAGGAUCAGAAUUGGGGCGUUGACGAUGAUGCAGACGGAGAUGCUGUAAAGAUUGCAUUACUGUAUUUUAUCCAUACAUACAUCCUAUCCGGUGAGAAAAACAAUGUAGUGAUUCCAAGGCUCCAUUUUGACUUGGUAGAGAGUGGGCGGUACGUAGACUAUACAUGGGGAAAGGAAGCAUUUGAUGAUUUGGUCAGAAGUAUUCACCAUAAGAUGGAUAAUACAAAACAGUAUUAUUGCCUUCGUGGUUUUCCGUUUGCUAUGCAAGCAUGGCUAUACGAGUGCUGCUCCAACUUGGGACCAAAAUUGGCAGUAAAAAAUGGAGAUCGUAUUCCUAGAAUGUUCAACUGGAAAACUAUAGACGGGACUCCACACUUUAAAGAUCUCAUGACUGGCAUAUUCAAUGACGACGAGUCAGGGGACCGUCUUACCUAUAGGAAUAUUGUGCCGACCAUCAGUGAGAUUGAGGAGCUUGGAUUGCGUCUAUAUCUAUCCGGUAAUUCUGCCUCGACAGGUCAACAACAGGUGGCAGAUGACUAUGAUGAUUUUAGUUCGACACCACCACAUGUUUCUGCAGCCAAGCAGCCUCAAAAUAAAGGCGUAUCACAAUCUCCACCUCACAAGAAGCCUAGACAGAUGCCAAUGGUACCAUCGCCAUUGAAGAAGACCGCAUCUCCAAUUACACGUGUUGGUAGUCAUCCGAGUGGUGGACGAUUGACCAGACGUCAUGGGUUUGCAUCAACUGGCCAUGCUCCAGCAGUGGAAAAGGAAUCAGCUCCAAUACCCACCCCCCCGUCUGCUAUUCCUGUUGACGUCCCAUCCACCAGCAAAUCCGAGGAUAUAUCUAGUCUGAGGGAGGAACUAAAUGAGUUUAAGUAUAAAGUUUACGCCGAAUUCAGGGAUCUUCACAAAGCCAUGAACGAAAACUUUGCCAAGGUCUUUGAAUACAUGAAAGUGAAUCAAACUACAGAAAAGGGUGCUAAUAGUGCGGCCCCGGUUCAGCCAGCCGACGAAUACAUUCCACGGGAAGCUGGAGUACAAAUGCAAACCGACACGGGUCAUGCAGAAUUGACAGAGGGAGUUGGCAUGCAACAGUUUGAUGUGCCUGAUAUUGGAAUGGAUCACCGCAACGAAAGUGGGGAAACAUUAAAGGCAUCUACUGAAGAACUUCAGCAAGGUGGUGAUAAUUCUGGAGAACAAAAAGAAUCGACGAAAUACAUAAAUGAGUUUCCCGACGACACCGUAUCUGUCAAAUCGCCAGUCGUAUCAGCAAACUCUGCUGACAUAGCAGAGGUCCUAGCUGAUAUUUCUCGCACAGGCUGGUCUUCGGGUCCCUCUCAUGACAAGAGUGCUGUAUUGCAGGAAGAUCGUCCUAUUUGCGAGAAAGAGCCCAAUGUUGGUGAGAAUGUGAUUCCCUUAUCUCAGUUUCUUUUGCCUGACGAGCUGUUUCCAAGUCAAACUCCCGAAAGAAGAAUGGUUUUGCAUCCAUCGGUAGCCCGGAACAGGCGUCCUACUGGUUCAAAACACAUCACUGUCCGCAUUUUUAAGAAGAAGCAUCCAUUCGCGGAAGAUCCUAUCACUGGUCCAAUCGACACAGAGCUUUGUGAUAAAUACUUGGGGUGGAUUCGCAAGGGACUGCUUGUCCGGCAUGAAAAUAAAAAGAACAAUGAAGACCGUUACAGAAAGAAGAUGGCAGCUUUGGAGAAUGAUGUAGAUUAUACUUAUAAUUUUGGCAUCACAGUAGUAGAGAACAAAAACUGGUUCUACCAGUUAUCAAUGAGUGGCCAGCUGUGGAAUGAUGAGGUUCAAUAA